GGCUUAUCCGAGUAAACACUUCCGGAGUAGAGCGGACUGUAACACAUGCUGCUUUCUCAUGCUGGUAAAGGCACUGCGGACAGUAAGACUUAUCUGGAUCAGAACUGUGACUCUGUGUCCUCAUCCUUCAAGACUGUGGUUUUUCUCUAACUUGUUUAGUAGUCUUCAAAAAUCCCAUCAUAAGCAAAAGAUCUUUCCUGCUUGUAGACAGUUUUCCUCUCGGAGAUUUGUACCAAUGGAGGACAAGGAGGCUUCAACGGCGCUGAUUCAUCCUGGGGAGAAGCGAGCGUGCCCUGAAGAGAAUUCAGAACACACUGCUAAGAAAGCCCGACUUCAGGAUGAAGCCAAUGGCAGCCAUGUCGCCAAACAAACAGAGGAAGACAAAGAAGAGAUGGAGGCAGAGGAGGGUGGGGAAGAGGCAUCUUUGGAGGCUGAAGAUGGAGAAGGAGAGACCUUUGCUGAUAUGAUGAAGCAUGGACUUAGUGAAGUAGAUGUAGGAAUCUAUAAGUUUGUCAGCGAUCAUAAAGGAUUCUCUGGAAUCUUGAAAGAGAGGUACUCUGAUUUUGUGGUGCAUGAGAUUAGCAAGGAGGGGAAGAUCAUGCGGCUAGAUGACCUCUCCAUACCUGUCGAAACAGAGGAAGCAUCUGCAGAGCCUGAGCCAGUAGAGUGUCAGGACCUGACAGAAGAGCAAAAACAGCAGCUUGCUGAUCUGCAACUAUUCAAAAACAAAGAGGGAAAUGUGGCUAUUGAGGUGGAAGGAGAUUCCAAGGAGAGGCGUACUUUGCUUCAUAAAGCAAUCAAAACCCUAUACCCAGGACUAGAGACCAAAACUGAGGAAAGAGAGGGCAAGAGGUUCAUAGUGGCAUAUCACGCAGCUGGGAAAAAAGCACUGGCAGCACCAAGAAAACACUCAUGGCCUAAGAACCGUGGCAGCUUCUGCCAUUUUGUGCUUUACAAGGAGAAUAAAGACACCAUGGAUGCCAUCAAUGUUCUCUCCAAAUUUCUCAGGGUUCGACCCAAUGUCUUCUCCUACAUGGGCACAAAAGACAAGCGAGCCAUAACAGUGCAAGAGAUUGCUGUGUUAAAAAUCACCGCAGAACGAUUGGCUCACCUCAAUAAGUGCCUGAUGAACUUCAAACUGGGAAACUUCAGCUAUAAAAAGCACCCUCUGAAACUGGGGGAGCUGCAGGGGAACCAUUUCACAGUGGUACUCAGGAACAUCUCAGGCUCUGAUGAACAGGUGGAACAGGCCAUGACAUCACUCAGGGACACAGGCUUUAUCAACUACUAUGGCAUGCAGCGCUUUGGCACCACAGCUGUUCCCACACAUCAAGUUGGCAGAGCCAUCCUGCAGAACAACUGGCCUGAAGUGAUGGACCUGAUCCUAAAGCCACGGCCUGGGGCGGAGAAGGGCUAUCUGGUGAAAUGUAGAGAGGAAUGGGCCCAGACACAGGAUCCUGACGCAGCUCUGAAGAAGCUGCCAGUGAAACGCUGUGUAGAGGGACAGCUCCUGAGAGGCCUGUCAAAGUAUGGCAAAAAAAACAUCAUUACAGCUUUCGGAAUGAUCCCUCGCAACAACAGGCUCAUGUACAUCCACAGCUACCAGAGCUUCGUGUGGAACACCAUGGUCAGCAGGAGAGUGGAGGCCUAUGGCCUCAAAGCUGUGGAAGGAGACCUAAUACUCAAAGGAGGCACUGCUCACAUCCUGUCUGCAGAGGAAGCUGAGAAGCACUCCAUUCAUGAUAUUGUGAUGCCACUGCCUGGAUUUGAUGUCAUCUAUCCCACACACAAGGUGGGGAAAGGCUACAGAGACAUGCUGGAAGUCGAUAAUCUGGAUAUAGAUAACAUGAGGCAUAAAGUACGAGAUUAUUCACUGGCUGGAGCUUACCGUCGCAUCCUCAUACGCCCUAAUGAUGUCAGCUGGGAGCUGAUUCAUUAUGAUGACCCCAAAGUGCCUCUGGUCCACACGGAUGUAGAGAAAUUGGAAAACAAACCAGCACCAGUUUUUCUGACAGAGGGUAAAUACAAGGCUCUGAAGAUGGAGUUCUCCCUCCCUCCAUCUACCUACGCCACCAUGGCCAUCAGAGAAGUGCUUAAAAUGGACACCAGCAUCAAGAACCAGACCCAGCUUAACACCGUGUGGCUGAACUGAGGACCACUGUCUGUUUGGAGUUUUACUUUCCUCCCCCCCAAGCUUUUGUUUUUAAUAACUCCAAUCAGAAAUAAGCACAGAGUUGUUCAGUAUUUAAUUUCUUACUUUAUACCAAGCUUAGAAAACAUUGAGUAUAAACUUUAAGUUUAAUUGGAUUUUAUUGCCCUGGACAGUGCGUUUGUAAAAUUGACCCCCCUGUUCUUUUUGCCUGAUAUCAGAUUGCGCUCUAGAUGUACAGAUGGGAUAAAUAAAUACUGUAUUUUUUUUUUAUUUACAGAGUAAAAUUUGUAAAUAUAAUUAAAUUGCCCAGAUGGAAAAAGAAAAUUAAAAUGUUUUAAAUCCCCCUACCUUUGGAAUAACCUCAUAUCACUAAACAUCCCCAUGUUCAGAUCUUCAUUUACUCUGAUAUAACUGUGGCUUAUUUACAUGUUUUACUCACCACAUUAAACCACAGUAAGAGUUAAAAUAAUAUAUAAAGAAAUUGUUUAGUAUGGGGCCCAACAUUACCACUUUUACACUAUAUGGCCAAAAUUAUGUGGACACCUGACCAUCACACCUGUGUGUGUGGGCCUUCCCUAAACUGUUGCCACAAUAUUGAAAGCACACAAUUUUCUAGAAUGUCUAGAGUGCUGUAGCAUUAUGAUUUCCCUUCACCAGAACUAAGAGGCCCAAACCUUUUCCAGCAUGAAAAUGGCCCUUUGCACAAAGCCAGCUCAAUGGUGCGACAUGGUUUGCCAAGGUCGGAGUUGAAGAACCCGAGUGUCCUGCACAGAGCUCUGACCUCAACCUCAUUGAACACCUUUGAGAUGAAUUAAAACGCUGACUGUGCGCCAGGCCUCCUCACUUGCAUCAGUGCCUGACCUCACUAAUGAUCCACGCUACCAAAUCUAAUGAAAAUCCUUCCCAGAAGAGUGGUGGCUAUUAUAACAGUAAAGGGGGCACCAACUCCAUGUUAAAGCCCAUGGGUUUGGAAUGAGCGCAUAUGGGUGUGAUGAUCAUGUGUCCACAUACUUUUGGCCAUAUCGUGUACUUAUGUCCCAUACAAGUGUUUACAGGAAAAAUACAUAUUUUCUCUCAAAUUUGUGGGUACUAAGGCUCAGUUUGAUCCACGUGUGAUCACAAGUGCUGCACAAGCGCUGACCAUCUGUGCAACACUCUGUUCAAGCUGCAUUUAGCUUUCCUGCAGUCUGUAAAUAAUCAGUCUGUUUACAUUUAGUCAUGUAUCACAUCAUAAAAAGUGCCAAUAAUUGUAUUAUGGAAUCUGUCUCAAAGGAAACUAGUCAUGGCUGUAGAGAUUAAGUACAUUGUUGCAUGACAGUUAAGUCAAUAGUAUAAAUUCUACCUAACACAGACGUGUUUGACAGAAUGGAUUGUGCCAGGUUAAAGCAAUAACUCAGGGGAGAGCAGGUGUUACAGUGAUUUUAUUACAGAUCAGGGUGUUCUUGGCAAGAUGUGAAGUGGAGUGCCUAAAACCCCCUUGGCUAUGAUCACAUCGUUGUAACACAACCUUAAGUGUCUUACUGCUUUUAUAAAAUGGCAACAAAAACUGAUGAAAAAUAUAUACAUUUAUUAUGAAUUAUAUUCACAAGAA
This is a messenger RNA of Ictalurus furcatus (blue catfish), 3743 nucleotides long. It is a transcript of the gene pus7, whose product is annotated as pseudouridine synthase 7. Bases 59 to 2152 code for a protein of 697 amino acids. The transcript has 17 exons. Gene Ontology annotation, molecular function: pseudouridine synthase activity; RNA binding. The record is from RefSeq and is a predicted model, not a curated record. Gene Ontology annotation, biological process: pseudouridine synthesis. NCBI's taxonomy places the organism in Eukaryota, Metazoa, Chordata, Actinopteri, Siluriformes, Ictaluridae. Gene Ontology annotation, cellular component: nucleus.